Messenger RNA from Aedes aegypti (yellow fever mosquito), 797 nucleotides. RefSeq lists its product as uncharacterized. The transcript has 2 exons. The record is from RefSeq and is a predicted model, not a curated record. Bases 34 to 633 code for a protein of 199 amino acids. NCBI's taxonomy places the organism in Eukaryota, Metazoa, Arthropoda, Insecta, Diptera, Culicidae. Gene Ontology annotation, molecular function: odorant binding.
UCAUUGAGUUAGUUUUCUAGGAAGUAUCUUAAAAUGAACAAACUUAUUCUAGUAGCAAUAGUAGCUACAGUGGCCAUCGGUACCAGCCAGGCAUUUGUGCCGGUUUUCCACCGUUUCCGCCGUAGUCCUUCGGUUCGUUGUUGUAACGAUGGAUUCGAGGAUUCCAUCAACCAUGAGAAAGUGGUUGCCGUGAGAAGGACUUGCGCUGAAGAGUUGGGGUUGAACGAGAUGUCCGAGGAGCUCCUGAAGAAUCGGGAAAAUCUCGUUUGCCUGGUGGAGUGCAUUGCCAAAAAGCACGAACUGGCCGAUGAAACUGGAGACCUGUUGCACGAAGACCUUGCCAAAGCACUGAAGGAGCACUUCAGUGUGGCCGAGUGGAAAGCUCCACUGUUGGACGAUUUCAUCAAACAAUGCUUCGACCAUGCCGAGGAGGAACAUGAAAAGCACCCCACCGAGGAGGGAAAAUGCAAUCCGGAGGGAUUCGAUUUUUCCUACUGCCUGUGGAGACAUUUCACGCUGGCUUGCCCGGAGGAGCUGCAAGACGAUUCGGAACGGUGCGAAGCGAUCCGCGGAAAGCUGAAAAGCGACGAAGAUGUGGGCUUUUGGAACAACGACCUCGACGAAACCAAGUGAGGCGCGAUGGCGAGAGCUUUUUAGCGCUUGGAGCUUUCCCUUGUGCGAACUUGAUGGCCUAGUGUAACGCGUAACGCUGUAUCUCUUUAUAGUCUAACGGCAUAAUAAUAAAAUGUGAUUGAUUGCUGCUUCCUGAAUAUAUUGAUAUGUUUAUCAAAAACUAA